Messenger RNA from Aspergillus homomorphus CBS 101889, 507 nucleotides. RefSeq lists its product as uncharacterized. Lineage: Eukaryota; Fungi; Ascomycota; Eurotiomycetes; Eurotiales; Aspergillaceae. The record is from RefSeq and is a predicted model, not a curated record. The transcript is spliced from 4 exons. The coding region runs from base 1 to 507 and encodes 168 amino acids.
AUGGGUCAUGCCCAAACGUCCCUGAAGCGAUCCGAUUGCACUAUUACUAGCCAGGUUUCGCGCGACCUUUAUGAAGAGGUGUGCAAGGCCUGGUUCGGGGCUUGCAAGACUCUCCCGCCUGGUGCCGUCUUGCAUUACACCAUUCAUUCAUUGGGCAAGACUGGUAUCCAGGCUGGCAAAGACCGCGGAGAGAAUAGCAUGGGUCAUGAGGACGUCGCCCGGGUAGGUUUCCGCCUAUACCAUGUCCGAAACGGUGCAGUCCUAGCGAAGGCCCAAGGAGUCCUCCUGGACUUCAAGUGUACGAGCUUCGCUGCCGCCUCGCAGAAGGUGCUGAGCAGCUACAGGACCGAUAAUUCUAAGCGGACGCAGGAGGUGGCAGCCAAGUACGGCCCGGAGGGCCUAUUUCAGAAAUUACAGAAUGGUGGAUUCCUUCUGCGUGACAAUGUCUGGGUGCAUAUCUCGGACAGAAGCGAAGUGGGGAAUUUUGACCGUCUAGUAGCCAUGUGA